Molecule: messenger RNA, 6783 nt
Organism: Habropoda laboriosa
Lineage: Eukaryota; Metazoa; Arthropoda; Insecta; Hymenoptera; Apidae
Gene: ash1
Product: histone-lysine N-methyltransferase ash1
Exons: 11
Coding region: 1-6657 (2218 amino acids)
Cellular component (GO): nucleus
Molecular function (GO): histone methyltransferase activity; DNA binding; protein binding
Source: RefSeq, a predicted model, not a curated record
AUGUCUGGUGAUUCAGGAUGGAGUGCUGUUAUUCACCAUCCUUCGGAAUUAGAGCUACAGAAUUGGAAUUGGGAAGAGAACGAUGGGGAGCAGGAAAGGGAGCUCCCUUCAACUGUUGAUAUGGAUGCCAUAAAGGGUGGUGGUAGCUGGGAUCCAACCACCGAACCUAAUGGAACAGAUUCAGUUGAUUCAGAAGAAGAUUCUGAUUCCGACGACGAAAGCUCUGGCGGUACGGAGGGUAGUUGCUCUUACUCGGACUCUAAUUCAGAUUCGGACGACGAGAGUAGCGGCGACGAGGAAGAAGACACGGGAUCCAAUUCUGAUUGUACUUCGGAACACAGCGAGCAAACAUUUUCCAUUCAGGAGACAAAUUUCGAAUCGGGUGCGCUUAAAUUAAAAAUCAGUAUGAAAGGUCCGAAAAAGGAAGAUUUGGAAAAAGUAAAAUGCGAGAAAAGUAGGAGAAGCGUGUCGAAAAAAGUGAAAACCAGUCGCGGAGGGAAGUCGUCCGAAUGCAGCAGCGACGAGUCUGACUCGUCAGAGAGUCGCUUAACUUCGCAGCAACAGCAGCAGCAGCAGCAGCAGCAGCAGCAACCUCAGACGCAGCAGUCUCAGCAGCAGCAACAGCCACAGCAGCAUCCACCGCUUCAGGAGAUCAAUCAGGAAGAUCUAGCAGCUAUUUUACCGGAUCAGGAGCACGAGGAUGCACCGUUCGAUGGAUUCGAGGAUUCAGAGAGCGGGAGGCUAGUAUCGAAAGCUAUCGAACGCAUGUCACUUGGUGCUGACUCGGAUACGAGUGAAAACGGUGACCAGAACCCUGUACCUGUGUAUAGUUCCACCUUAUUACAACAGUUUGUUGAGAAAACGGCUUUGUUAUCAGAACCAAGAAAAAGGCGGAGUAAAUUAGGGAAGAAAAUAAACGAUGCCGAGUAUCCUUGCGUCUCGAACGUGUCUCCAGAUUCUGGGAUCCAGUCAGUAGAUAACAGUCCGUUACAUUUGGCGGUUAGUCCUGUAAGUCCUCCAGCACCGACGCAGUCUCCGGUACAACCUGUUGUCACGAAACCAGCGGUGAACGUAGAUCGUGUCUUAUAUCCACCUAAACGAAAGCCUGGCAGGCCAGCGAAAACGGUUUCCACGCAACCUCGUGGUCCAGGAAGGCCGAGGCUGAAGCCAGAAAUCGUGGAAAAAAUCGAGAAGAUCGAGAAGACAGAAAAAGCUGGAAAGAAUGAGAGGACGGAGAAGAAGGAGUCCGCUCCUCAGCAAGCUCCUAAAGUCCCCAAGGAGGAAGUUAAUAAUAAGAGAGGGAAAGCGAAGACGGUGCCGCAGAAAACGGCUACGUCUCGAGGCGAUAAAGAGGAGGAGAACAAAUCUAAUAAAAAAUUGAAGGAGAAACCAGGUUGUCAGAAGAAACGAAGUUGUAAUGUUUCCAAAGUAUCUACGCAGACGAAAGUAACUGGGAAGAGGAAUAACGCAAGUUCCCCAGCGCGUGUCAAGUGCCUAAGUAGAACUGUUACGAAUAAGUGUGGAAAGGAGGGAGCUCAGUGCAACGGUGGCACGUGUAAGAAGAUGAGGAAGGAUAAGCCUGGACCAGGGAAUAAGACCACUCCGUUACGCAGACAGAAGCAGUCGGUUUGCGAGCGGGUGUCUAGUGAUAGGAAAGUAAUGAAUUCGAGUAAGAGGAGUCUGAAGGAGAAUAGAAGCAAUACUGGCCCUUUGGCUAAGAGACAGGCGUCGUUGAAGAAGAAUGUCGCGCCGGUUACGCGACGUGUAUUGAAAGAAAAUAAAAGUACUAAAAAAUCCGGGGCGGGGUUCGAAACGAACGGCGUUGGCGUUCAGACUUUAAUAUCUCUACCAGUUGGCGAGGUAUUGAAGUCUGAAAAAGUGGAGAACGUGACGAACAAGUGCGACAAGGCGACACAGCCAAUACACAGUCAUUGUCAUAAACACCAUCACCACAAGCAUCGAAGACGAUUACUCCUACCACCUAAAAAUCCUAUCCGCAUUCAUCCGUGUCUGAUACAGGAGUUGGAAAAAUUGAUAGAAGAGUUCUCGAGAUCGUGCAGCUUAGGUAGGAACAAUUCGAACUCCGGCUACUCCGAAUUACCACAAAUAUUUCGCGUGAAGAAGCUGACGAAGAAGAGGAAAGGAGAUGUUACUACGAACGAUGACCAGAAACUGAAGAGGCGCUUGAAGAAGGAGAAGAUACUGUCGGGAACAGAUUCGAAGAAUAGCACGAAUGCAAACGCGAAUUCCAAUCCGAAUGAGCAGAGAUUACCAUUGAAGAAGAGGCAUUACCACGUGUCCAGCCCUCACAGUUCUCAGAGUUCGAACGCGAGUGGCGCGGACGUGGCCAUAAACGAAGUGAAUUCGACGGAGAGUCACAUAGAAGAGGCGAUCGAAGCUACGAUAACGAGAUACGGAGGCAGUUCUGCGUCCUCCUUUCAAGAAGACUCUGUACCUGUUACUCCUAAGAAGAGACAUAGAGAUGCAGAGAAUGCAAGUCCUGAUAAAUCGAGUGCAACGUCUUCCGACUUGCUCGAAGAGAAGCCCCUGAGUCAAAUAGAAGUACAACCACGUCGUAAGAAGAAAAUCGUGAAAGAUCUUCGCGUGACGGUCACGAAAUUACCUGCUGAAAGUCAUAGCGCUUUGGAGAAGGCCGAGAAAUUGGACAAGGCUGAGAAAGCUGAUAGCAAAGUCGAAAAAAGUUCCAGCGAUUCCAAGAACACGAAAAGUCGAGCAGAGAAAAGCGGCAAAGGCGAGAAAGUGGUCGCUGAAAAAUUAAUAAAGACAGACAAAAGUCAGGAUAAGGUUGAGAAAAGGGAUAUUUCACCAGACCACGUUCGUCUGGAGAAAAAUAUAAAGGUCGACGCUGCAGAAUUUAAUGCAACGGAGAGCUUCGACGAGAAUGAAGCUGCGAAUGAAACGAAACCAUCGCAAAAUAGUCUCAACCCUAAUGUUCCAAAUCCCUUGAAUUCCUCAACUGUAUUAGUUUUGACCAAGAAGAAAAUGAGACGGCGGAAAGCUAUAAAUCGUACAGGUUUUCCAACGUUAAAAAAAAAGAAAAAGAGAUCCUUGAACGCGAACGAAACAUCGACAGAUGCGUCAAAAAGUGUAGCUUUAGCCAGCGAAGAUGGCACAGACGUUGUCGAUGGUGAAAAUUCAACGAAAGAGGGAACCGAGGAUUCUGUAAUGGAAAGUAAAACAGCUGUAUUAAAUACCGAGAUACAGAACGUAUUUUCUGACGAGCUAUCUAUCAAACAUGUCAAUAACAACGUCGUACAGAGUAAAGUUCAAUCUAAAGCUGAUACAAAUUCAAAUCAGGAAGACUCCGGUUCACCAAAGCCAGAAGUAAACAGUCGUGUUAGGCCUGAGGAACUCUCUGAACCUCGUUCUGGUCAAUUGAGGGUUCGAAAAGAUCUUGUAGAAACAGAUAGCGACAAUGCAUCGAACAAAUUGUGUCCGGUUAAGUUUGAAAAAAUUCAGGACUCUAAACCUUACGAUGAAAACGCUCCUCUAGAAGAAUCUCUCGAAAGAUACAAUGCGAAUCAACGUAUCGCUGAAUUAAAUGAGGAGAAUGUAAAGAAACUUGAGCGUGUCAGUUCUCAGACAAAUAUCAAGACAGAGCACUCUGGUUCUUUCAAUGGUAGCCAGAAAAAGCGAAGGGGUUCUUCGAGUCCCUGCAAUUUAACUCCCAGAAACAUUAAACGUCUACGUAGUUCCGGCUACGAUACGGAAAAUGACAUCAUGCCUAACAGCGACAUCCUCAACGACGAUAAUGAGGUUGGAAAGAAUUCAACGCAUACCAGGAAAAAACAGUCUAGAUGGAAGAAACGAUAUUUACAAGGUGGCAUCUUGCAAGAGUAUGGUAAAGAUUUCGAAUCGAAAACACGGGGUACCAUGGAGAAUAGCAAUGUCUCUGGGAAGAACAAAAUCGUAUGUGAAACUAACGAAUCUGCAUCAGCCGCGCUAUUAUCUGCCACGUAUCAGUGUGGCAAGUUUCUGCGACAGAGAAAAAUGCCUUUUCAAUUGCCGUACGAUUUAUGGUGGCUGCAUACGCAAUCUAGAUUACCUAGUAGAGAAUCAGUUCCAUCAUGGAAUUAUAAGAAAAUUCGUACAAAUGUCUAUUAUGACGUGAAACCCACCACCUUAUACGAAGCGCAAGCUUGCGAGUGCAAGCCAGAAAGUGGUUGCGGAGACGAUUGCAUCAAUCGCAUGGUUUUCAGCGAAUGUUCUCCUCAGCUUUGUCCCUGUGGCGAGAAAUGCGAAAAUCAGAAAAUUCAGAAGCACGAAUGGGCACCUGGUUUGCAAAAGUUCAUGACAGAAGACAAAGGUUGGGGCGUGAGGACUCAGCAGUCCAUCAAAUCUGGUGUCUUUAUUCUCGAAUACGUUGGGGAAGUUGUAUCAGAAAGGGAAUUCAAGUCUAGAAUGGCUACCAGAUAUGCUAACGAUACCCAUCACUAUUGCUUGCACCUCGAUGGAGGUCUGGUGAUCGAUGGGCAUCGUAUGGGUGGCGAUGGAAGAUUUGUAAACCAUUCUUGCGAACCUAACUGCGAAAUGCAGAAGUGGAGCGUUCAUGGUCUUCCGCGUAUGGCGCUAUUUGCUUCUAGAGAUAUUAAACCAGGAGAAGAAUUGACAUACGAUUACAACUUUGCUCUUUUCAAUCCAUCUGAGGGACAAGAAUGUAGAUGUGGUAGUAGCGCUUGCAGAGGUGUCAUAGGUGGAAAGAGUCAAAGGGUUACAAAAAGUAUUACUUCCAUUCCGUCGCAAUUAGAGCCGACAGAGAGACGAUCGGUCGGAAGACCGAGGAAAAACGUACGAAAAUCCAAUACAGUACAAUCCGUGAACUCUAAAGGCAUUUGCAAAUCCCGUAAAGUAGGCGAUUCUAAUUUAAUUCACGCCCCCGUACUGAAACCCAUGUCUCAUCAGCAACGAUGCUUCGCUCAGCAGCAUCAUUGCUUCUUGUUGAGAAAUUUGGAGAAAGUUAGACGAGUCAAAUCGUUAGUAAAUCAAGUACAAAUGCAAAAUGGUAAAACGAAAUUCGGUAACGCGACUACCGUGAAAGAAAAGGGUCCAGGUGAUGCUAAGAUUCAGUCUGAUGCAUUUUACUCGCAAUUAACUGCUCUGACUAAUACAAAUACAAGAACUGUGCGAACUCGAAGGCUAGCUCAAGCCCAAGAUGAUCCAGAAGUGCAUAAAACUGCAAAAUUGGCUAAGGUGUUGAAAGAUCUGUACAGUAUCGUGGUGAAUGCGAAUGAUGAAAACGGCCAGUUAUUAUGUACACCAUUCAUAACGUUACCUUCGAAGAGAAAGUUGCCAGACUACUACGAAAAAAUAUCUGAUCCCACAGACUUGACUACGAUCGAUCAGUGUAUUGGUACAGGCCAUUAUAAAACCGCCGAACAUUUCGAUCACGAUAUGAUUAAGCUUUUCGACAACAAUGUUAGAUUCUUUGGAAGAACCUCAGAAAUAGGUAUUGCUGCAGCUAGAUUGAGAAAAUUAUAUUUAGGAAGUAAACCAGAUUUCGUAGACGCUAUUACGGAAGCGACGGGUUGUCCACCUUCACAAGGCUUUUUACCUCCUCGUGGUUCGACUGCGGGCGAAGAAGAUGUCAUUAGGUGUAUCUGUGGUUUGCACAGGGACGAAGGUUUAAUGAUUCAGUGUGAACGCUGUCUUGUAUGGCAGCAUUGUGAUUGCGUUAAAGCUGACACAAGCAUAGAAUCUUACUUGUGUGAGAGAUGUCAUCCACGUCCGGUAGAUUUAGAAAUCCCGUUAGAGGGAGAUGAAGAAGAAGAAGGUAAAAAACACUAUGUCACACUGAUGCGUGGUGAUUUACAACUUAGACAGGGAGAUACGGUGUACGUGUUGAGGGACACUCCUGAGAAGCAUACGUAUAAAACCAUUCAGAAACCUGAUUACGAACAGAUGGACAUCUUCAGAAUCGAGAGACUCUGGAAGAACACAGAAGGUGAAAGAUUUGUGUUUGGCCAUCAUUACUUGAGACCACACGAAACGUAUCAUGAACCGACUAGAAAGUUUUACGAGAAUGAAGUCGUAUGUGCGCCACUGUAUGAAGCGGUACCAUGUGAUUUGGUUGCUGAACGAUGUUGGGUUCUUGAUCCCCAUACGUACUGUAAAGGACGACCCGUGGGUUCCACGCCAGAGCACACUUACGUUUGCGAAUAUCGCGUCGAUCGUGCUGCUCGAUUAUUCACAAAGGUUGCCAGAGCUAGGCAUCAAGUUUGCACGAAACCUUACGCAUUCGAAACCUUUCCACAGCGCAUUAAGCAUUAUCGUACAUAUUUGCCUCAUAGUCUCGAAGGUAUUCAAGUAGGAGUUAAGAUGAACAAAGAGAAAAAGAAAGCUAACAAUCAGGAUGUCGAUAGUAAUCAUAAAGCGGAGUCGAAUGAGAAUACGAAAACGCACACUAAGGAUCAACAGAAGUCUUCUACGAGUAAAGGUAGACGGCGAUCGAACGAAAUUUUACCUAUUGCUACACCCGCUACAUCGUAUGCCCAGAGAGAAGAGCAAAGAAGAAGAUUAAACAACAUUCUAAUCGGUCUAUUACAAAAGAUGCCGAAUAAAAAGGAUCCUUUAGACUUGUCGUUUUUACUAGAGAGGAACAGGCGAAAUCGUAAAAGGCCAGGUGGAUUAAAUCCGUGACAUUGGAUUAUACAUGAACGAUAAUGAGGCAUUAUCGAUACGUAUAUGUGUGAUGUGCGUGCAUGGACAUACGCAUAUAGAGGCAGAUGCACGCCCGCACAUAUAGGUACACAUACACAAACUUUC